AUGAAUCAUAGACUGUACGUCAAGAGAAGCCUCUGGGGAAGUCAGCGGGUCGCUGAAUGGCAUAUCUUUGUGGACAUACGACCCAAUGGCCAGUUCAAGUCUCUUGAGCUUGUCAUAGAAGACCCACUGACUCCCCCGCAGUUCCGACGGGGCCCUGCGCACAUCGAACCGCUGCAUCCCAGUGUAGAACUCCCCCUCCAUGUCUUUCAGCUCAGCCUGACGCAUGAUCCACAUGCUGCGAUUGACGAUGCCUUACAGGAGGCACCUGCGUCUGAUCUUGUACCAACUCUGAUGGACCUCGAAGACAAGGGCGUCGAAAUAGCCAUGGUAUCCCCAGGAAAGCCGCAUCGUCCGGCGACAGCUGUUGCGCUGCAUUUUGUGCCUGCCGCUGCGCGGAGUAAAAUUUGA
Molecule: messenger RNA, 408 nt
Organism: Penicillium arizonense
Lineage: Eukaryota; Fungi; Ascomycota; Eurotiomycetes; Eurotiales; Aspergillaceae
Exons: 2
Coding region: 1-408 (135 amino acids)
Source: RefSeq, a predicted model, not a curated record